UUCUCCGAAGUCUGACCAUGAACAAGGGAAUGUCGAACAGUGGGCCUGCAGCCAGUCAGUGGGCCCCGGAGGACAGCCGAUCGAGAUGGGGUUGUCUCCCAUUCGGAUGGCUGUUCAGAAGCGCAUCGAACAAACAGAAGUUCGGUCGAGUCCUGCCAAAAAGUCAAACGUUUGUGUCUACUUCGAAAAAGGACAUUCGCUCGCAGGAAUAUGUUGUGCGAUCGUUGUCAGCAAAUGACGUUCCCAUGUCGGAUAUGGCCGUCGCCAAUCUGUGCCAGCUCUGCCUCUGUGUCGUCAGUUUGAAACAAUGCAUGCGACUAGAGCCCUGCGCGCAUUCGUUUUGCAUAGAGUGUCUACAACAACACGUCGCCGUCAAUGUUCAAGACGGCCGUGCCACGAUUCCGUGCCCGCACGCAAACUGUGAUAUGAAUCUUCGAGAGUCGCACGUUCGUCGUCUCCUCAAAGACCAACCCCAACUCGUCGAGCGAUGGGCCAUCCUAUCGCUGAACCAGCAAGUUGCCCGCGAUCCUCUGCGUAUGUUCUGCCCAGGUCCAGCCUGCGGGAAUAUAUGCCAACUCCCGGAGCCAGCUACGGAUCCUUACGGACUCCAAUGUUCAAAAUGUGAAUAUACGUUCUGCGCCGUCUGUCAAGACACCUGGCAUCCCCUCAAAGACUGUGAUGAAACAACCGUCCUCCAGAAUGUGCUGCAAGACCUAACAGGCAUCAAACGAUGUCCACACUGCAGUGUCCUGAUCGAGCGAGAAGAUGGCUGCGCUCAGAUGCUGUGCAAAAACUGUCGUCACGUAUUCUGCUGGUUCUGUUUGGCAUCGUUGGACGACGACUUCCUACUGCGACACUACGAUCAGGGACCGUGUAGGAACAAAUUAGGUCAUUCAAGGGCUUCGGUCAUGUGGCAUCGGACGCAGGUUCUUGGGAUAUUCGCUGGUUUCGGUUUCCUAGUCCUUCUAGCCUCGCCGCUCCUCAUCCUGGCCGUCCCGUGCAUACUCGGAGGCAAAUGCGGCUUCAAAGGAUCGUGCUUCUCCUGUACCGUAUUGACGACAGACGAGUCGGAUACUGCGAAUAAGCCACCGGCUUCGGUGUAA
Messenger RNA from Galendromus occidentalis (western predatory mite), 1103 nucleotides. Its product is annotated as probable E3 ubiquitin-protein ligase RNF144A. Bases 18 to 1103 code for a protein of 361 amino acids. The transcript has 2 exons. Gene Ontology annotation, biological process: protein ubiquitination. Gene Ontology annotation, molecular function: zinc ion binding; ubiquitin-protein transferase activity. The record is from RefSeq and is a predicted model, not a curated record. Lineage: Eukaryota; Metazoa; Arthropoda; Arachnida; Mesostigmata; Phytoseiidae.